Messenger RNA from Falco peregrinus (peregrine falcon), 639 nucleotides. RefSeq names its product histone H2B 5. Gene Ontology annotation, cellular component: nucleosome. The coding region runs from base 67 to 447 and encodes 126 amino acids. NCBI's taxonomy places the organism in Eukaryota, Metazoa, Chordata, Aves, Falconiformes, Falconidae. The transcript has a single exon. The record is from RefSeq and is a predicted model, not a curated record. Gene Ontology annotation, molecular function: protein heterodimerization activity; structural constituent of chromatin; DNA binding.
CCCGGCACUUCACUCCGUUGUGCGCGGAGGCUGCAGCGGUUGCGGGGAGCGUUGGCUGAGAGCGCGAUGCCGGAACCGGCGAAAUCGGCGCCCGCCCCUAAAAAGGGCUCCAAGAAAGCGGUGACCAAGACCCAGAAGAAGGGGGACAAGAAGCGGCGGCGCAGCCGUAAGGAGAGUUACUCCAUCUACGUCUACAAAGUGCUGAAGCAGGUGCACCCUGACACCGGCAUCUCUUCCAAGGCCAUGGGCAUCAUGAAUUCUUUUGUCAACGACAUCUUUGAGCGCAUCGCGGGGGAGGCGUCCCGCCUGGCUCACUACAACAAGCGCUCCACCAUCACCUCCCGGGAGAUCCAGACGGCCGUGCGGCUCCUGCUGCCUGGUGAGCUGGCCAAACAUGCCGUCUCCGAGGGCACCAAGGCCGUUACCAAAUACACCAGCUCCAAGUAGAACGGCCGCAGCCGCCUGCAGGACCCCGCCCGGCCCAACUCAACCCAACGGCUCUUUUCAGAGCCCCCCACCUUCCUCCUAAAGAGCUGAUAUUGCUGCUGAGACACCCCCUUUGCAGGGAUCUUUACAGUUUGUAUGUCGCGUGGGGUGUUGCGAUAGCGACUGGAUACUUUAAAAUCCUUCUAAAAUUUA